Messenger RNA from Camponotus floridanus (Florida carpenter ant), 3672 nucleotides. RefSeq names its product solute carrier organic anion transporter family member 2A1 (gene Oatp58Dc). The record is from RefSeq and is a predicted model, not a curated record. Bases 815 to 2998 code for a protein of 727 amino acids. The transcript is spliced from 9 exons. NCBI's taxonomy places the organism in Eukaryota, Metazoa, Arthropoda, Insecta, Hymenoptera, Formicidae. Gene Ontology annotation, molecular function: protein binding. Gene Ontology annotation, biological process: sodium-independent organic anion transport; transmembrane transport. Gene Ontology annotation, cellular component: membrane.
UAGAUAGAGUCAAGCGGGCGAUGUUCGCGGAUGGAGUUCCUAGUCGUAGAAGGAGGAACGACAGAAUCGUGAUCAAGCGGGAAAAGAAGAGCCAGCCAGAGAAAGAGAGAGAGAGACCGAGAACAAAGGGGGUGGGGGAAUAGGUUGAUUGCGAGAGAUAGAAUUUACCCGCUUGAUAACGACACGGUGGAUUCAUAUAGAUGAGGCGACCAUAGCGGUAUGUGUAAGAAGAUCUUUUACCAUCGUGGAUCUCUUUCUCUCUCUUUCUUACACGAUCGGUUUCUCGAGGGCGCAAAGUGGGGAUCCUCCAACGAGCAUAGAAUAUGGCAUGUUCUCUGUUGCGCUUAGGACCUUCGCCGCCUACUACCUAAUACUUGGACUUGAUCGGUGCCUGUCUCAAUUAGUAGUCCGAUUCAAGGUUUAACUUCUUCCAUCGCCAUCGUCGUUGAUUGAGCAUCCUCAGGAUAAAUUAACGAGCCGCACGCGCCACAGCUGCAGUCAACUCCCGGAUCUCACGGCGUAGGUGUUGCCCGGAUGCCUCCGAAACAUGGAGAACACGUGAUCGUGAUAGAGUGAACAGGGAUUAGUGCGAGAGAAAAAGAUUAGAUUUCAUGCGCGAGGAAGCAACCCGAAACGAAUUUGUGCGGCACGCGAGAAGCGAUGCCAAGGGUCGCGAGGACGACAAAGUCAUAUCGAAAUUACCGUGCAACUUGUGAUUGAGGUCAACUGAGUACCGAGACUCGGAGCCGCUGGGUGCUGCUAGGUGCUUUGCCAGUUGCGGGCGGUCACGACGACGACGACGACUAGGUCGAAGAUGAAGAACAACUCGAGUAACUCGAAUCACGAGAAGAACGGGCCGGAGAACCUGAAGCUGUUACGGGUACCGACAACGCCGUCCACUGCGCCGUCGUCGCCCACGACGCCGACCAGGGGCCUCGAGGACGUCUUCAGGGAGCUGCCCAUUACCGAUGAUACCUCGUGCGGUUUUUGGUGUUUCAAGGGCCCGAUCCUGCAGAAAUUCGCCAACAAGAAAGCGUAUGUAUUUCUCUACGGUGUCCUCGGCUGCAUAUUCUCCGCCAGUUAUGCCUACUUCAAUGGCACCAUCACCACUAUCGAAAAGAGAUUUAAAAUACCUUCCAAAACGACAGGUCUCAUCACAGUGGGUAACGACAUCUCGCAGCUUUUCGUAUCCGUCGUUCUGUCGUAUUACGCAGGAAGGGGUCACAGGCCUCGAUGGAUCGCUUUCGGUAUUUUCACCGUUGUACUUUUCUGUUGUCUAACGAUGCUGCCGCACUUUCUCUACGGACCUGGCGAGGACGCCCUGAUGCUGACCAAAGAAUACAGGACGAAACAAAGUUCAGAAAACUCGAGCGCGUAUUCCGGCAAACACCGGAAAUUUCUCUGUCUGGGAAAGGAGAAUCGCGAAAUGGAAUGCGAAGUCGAAGACGGGAACUUUGCGCCGCAGGUGCUCCUCUUCAUAGCCCAGCUGGUGUCCGGAGUGGGUGGCAGCCUUUAUUACACUCUCGGAGUGUCCUACAUGGACGAUAACAUACAGAAAUCGAAGACGCCGGCGCUGAUCAGUUUCUCGUACUUCCUGAGAAUGCUGGGGCCCGCCAUCGGUUAUGGGCUGGCCUCGUUCUCUCUAAAGUUCUACAUCAGUCCGACUUUAACUCCCACUAUCUCGAUGCAAGAUCCGAGGUGGCUAGGCGCCUGGUGGCUGGGAUGGAUCAUUUUGGCGAUCUUGCUCUUCCUUUUCGCGAGCAUAAUCGCUCUCUUUCCGAAGACCCUGCCGCGAGCGGCCGCUCGAAAGGUCCUCGCUCUGCAACGCAACAAAUCGGGCAGUAGCAUUAAGCACGAAGGCGAGCAAGAGUCGGAGAUACGACCGUCAAUCUCGGAUAUGAUGAGCACAUUUAAACGACUGUUGACGAACACGACGUUGAUGUGCAACAAUCUGGCGACAGUCUUCUACUUUAUGGGCUACAUGCCCUACUGGAUUUUUAUGCCCAAGUACAUCGAGACCCAGUACAAACAGUCGGCGUCCGUCUCGUCCUUGAUCACCGGUACAGUCGGCCUGGUGUUCAGUGCCUUCGGAAUUCUGUUAUCUGGCCUAAUUAUUUCCAAGUACAAGCCGAAGGCUCGAUAUCUGGCGGCGUGGAAUGUCAUGAUCGGCGUUAUAUCGAUAUUGGGGAUGAUCUCGUAUGCCUUCCUCGGUUGCUCGGCGAACGACAACCAGAUUGCCAUUCAACCGAACGGCGUCCUGAAAACGCAGCUACCCUGCAAUGAACAAUGCCAUUGCGACUACGUCACCUAUAAUCCCGUGUGCUCCGAAUAUGGACAAACGUUUAUAUCCGCGUGUCAUGCCGGCUGCCGCGAGGUCAAGCUUUACAGUAACGGCAGCAAGGUUUAUAAGGACUGCAGCUGCGUGAAACCGAAGUUGACACGCUCGCUAACGCAUCCGUUUGCCAAUGCCACCUUCCAAUUGCCCAUGUCCCUUUCCACUGAGCUUCCAUUGGAUACGACUAAACCUACCGUGGAAACUCUGGGAACGGCAAUUCCGGGUUCGUGUCCGGUCGACUGCAUGCAAAAGUUCUACAUCUUUUUGGCGGUGGUGUGUCUUUUGAAAUUCAGCGGCGCAACCGGAAGAGCGUCGAAUUUUCUAGUUUCCGUAAGAUGCGUCGACGAGAAGGACAAGACGGUUGCCAUGGGCUUCGGGUUGACAAUAAUGAGCCUCUUCGCCUUCAUUCCAUCGCCGAUUUUGUUUGGAUUUAUAUUAGACAAGACCUGUCUCGUAUGGGGUAAAACGUGUUCAGGGACGGGCAAUUGCUGGCUGUAUAAUGGCGAGGCGUUGAGGUACUUGUUAAACUUCACCGCAGCCAGUUUUGUGACGAUCGGCACGUUAUUCGACAUAGGUGUCUGGUAUUUCGUCAAAGGCGUGAAGAUCUUUGACGAGGAGAUCGAAUUGGAAGAUAUAGCCGAAGAGCCGGGUGAGACACUUUGAGAAACGGUUAUUGAUAAUCAAGUUCGCCCCUUUCGGGGUGUGCGUUCACGCGAAGGAAAGCUUCGAUCGGAGAUCUCCCAGAGAAUCGGAGAAUGCGAAGCAAGCGAGAACCGACAAAUAAAGACUCUACAAGUACCUUAAGCACCUCCUUAGAUAUUUAAAGCUCAUAGAUCUAGAUAGAACCGAUCAUUCAUGGUGUUCGCUAGAGAGAAGCGAUCACUGAUCUUUUUAACAAAUUCAAUAUCGCGGUUGAUUUUAUCGUAAACGUAAACGGGUGAAUCCACAAUUUGUAAGAUAUGAAUUUUUAAGAUUUUCUAGAUUUUCGGAUUCGUAUGUAUUUUUAAUGGCAAAUGAAUGACGAUUUUGGAUGCCAAUCGAUACAUUUGAUAUAUACAGCUUGCGCUGACAAUGAUAAAAAUAACGAUUCGAUAUUAGUUCAAUAUGAAUCAUUGAUAAAGAAAUAAUUGUACAUAUAACGGUUAUAUUCUGAACUAGUAAAUUAGUAAAAAACAAUUGUAAUUUAUCUGUACUCACCAUAAAAAGAUACGUAUCUAUCCGCUUCAGGUCACGUGUGUAUGUGCGUACAUGUAUGUGAUACCUCCGUGUGAAAUAUAAAUUUCUCGGAGCAUAAUUUCAUAAGGAAUCUAUGUGUAAAAUGUUACAAUAAAACAACA